ACAAUCGUUGCGGUGGAAUUCCUCAGCACUUUGUCGACGGCUUUCUGCUACAUAAGCACUAAGUUCAAUACACAUCAGUCAUGAGGCUUUUCUUGAUCUUAGCUUUGUGCUGCUUCGCACUGGCUAAAAGCCAAAUCAUUGGGUAUUAUCCUGGAAUCGGACAACCAAUACAGCCCAUACAACCCAUACAGCCCAUACAACCCAUACAGCCAGUUCAACCAGUAGGCCAGGGCUAUCCUAGAUUUGAAGCUUAUGCCGGCGAGUAUCCAUACCAGGUCGCCAUUCAGGUAGACGGACACGCCCAUUGUGGCGGUACUUUGAUCAGUAAGAAACAUGUUCUCACGGCUGCUCACUGCACCCACGAUUGGAUUCUGCAAAGAAAAGACAAGACAACAAUCAAAGUUAUUGUCGGUACGAAUGAUCUCAAUAAUGGAGGCACUGUUAUGAACGUCGCCAGGGUUAGUCAGCACCCGCAAUUCCGCUGGUAUGGUCCAGAUGUGCCCAUCCUAAAGCACGAUGUGGCUGUCAUCAGAUUGACGGAAGAGAUUACGGAAUCCGAUACGGUGAAGCCUAUCAGUCUACCUGCAGCCAACUCAGAAAUAGCAGCCAACACCCGACUAAUUUUGACAGGCUUUGGCGCUACUUACGCUGGUGGACCGAGCUCUAGCGUACUGAGACAUAUCUAUCUGUACGUGACGGAUCACAAUACCUGCUCGAUCAACUGGUUGAAUCGUGGAAAGAUCACAACUGACCACUUGUGUGCUACACUGGCUCCAGGAUACGGGGCUUGCAAUGGUGACAGUGGCGGUCCUUUGGUUCUGGAAGACAAGUCAACCGUCGUCGGUAUUGUAUCAGAAGGUAUCGGUUUGGGCCAUGGUUGUGGCUCAGGCUGGCCGGAUCUCUUUACCAAAGUAUCACACCACUUGGAAUUCAUCAAUGGAGAAUUGGCAUUAACUAACUAAACGAAUGAUAGGCAGACUUAAAGAGUCAAAAAGUUGCAUAAUAAUGUAUUACAAAAAUUAUUUCCUAAAAAUAAACGGAAUAUAGAAUGAGAAAUAAUGUUUUAUUGGGAGUAUAAAGUUAAUUCGCGGUCAGAAAAAUGGCGGCGACAAAGUCGCUAGUUGUACAUUGCAAGUAUAUAUAUAUAUCAAAUAUGGCGGCGAUAAAGUCGCAUCCACCAGAGGGCGUAUGGCAACUUUAAACUCCCAAUAUUAUCACAUAAUAAAUACAAGCGUUAUACAAAC
This is a messenger RNA of Nasonia vitripennis (jewel wasp), 1244 nucleotides long. RefSeq names its product serine protease 97 (gene SP97). Gene Ontology annotation, molecular function: serine-type endopeptidase activity. NCBI's taxonomy places the organism in Eukaryota, Metazoa, Arthropoda, Insecta, Hymenoptera, Pteromalidae. The record is from RefSeq and is marked validated. The coding region runs from base 81 to 962 and encodes 293 amino acids. The transcript has 5 exons. Gene Ontology annotation, biological process: proteolysis.